This is a messenger RNA of Protopterus annectens (West African lungfish), 3044 nucleotides long. RefSeq names its product lipase G, endothelial type (gene LIPG). The coding region runs from base 179 to 1717 and encodes 512 amino acids. Gene Ontology annotation, biological process: lipid metabolic process. Lineage: Eukaryota; Metazoa; Chordata; Ceratodontiformes; Protopteridae. The record is from RefSeq and is a predicted model, not a curated record. The transcript has 10 exons. Gene Ontology annotation, molecular function: protein binding; lipoprotein lipase activity.
AAAAACUAGGCGCUCUUGUUAGUAGGUUAUUGAAGCUUACUUGUAUAGUUGGUGCUUCAUUAGUUGGGAUGUGUGUAAUUUAGUUGUUUCUUAAUUCAUUAUAAGCAUAUUUAUUUAUAUUAUAAUAUUGAAUAACUUAUUUUCUGAUUUUUGAGAGGCUGUCUUGAUCCUUCUAGCAAUGCAUGCAUAUAGGUGGAUUUCUUCAUACAUCCAAUUUUUAAUUUUGUUUCCGUGGGGAUUUUAUAUCGGAUUUGGUACUGCAUCGCAGCUGGCUAAGGAGGGGCUCUUACAAGAUAACACAAUCGCAGAACUUCUCAAUGAGGAACUUGAAACUGAAACUGCUGCACCCUCUCAAUCCCAUAUAAAAUACAUCCUUCAUACCAUGGACCAAGCAGGCGAAGGCUGUAACAUUAUAAUAGGGGAGGAAGCUUGUUUGGAGAAAUGCGUUAUCAAUGCAACUGAGAAGAUUUUCUUGGUCAUUCAUGGAUGGACGAUGAGUGGUAUGGUUGAAACCUGGCUAAAUGACCUUGUACGUGCUAUACAGGAGCGCGAGAAGUAUGCAAAUGUAAUUGUUGUAGACUGGAUUCCACUUGCUCACACGCUGUAUACUGAAGCUGUUAAUAACACCAAAUCUGUUGGCAAAGACAUAGCAAAGUUGCUGCAUUGGCUGCAGGAGGUGAUGCAUAUUCCACUGCAGAAUGUUCACAUGAUUGGCUACAGUCUGGGUGCCCAUGUUGCAGGCUAUGCUGGGAAUUAUGUAAAUGGAACCAUAGGCAGGAUCACAGGCCUGGAUCCAGCAGGGCCCAUGUUUGAAGGUGUAGAACAUCACAAGCGUCUUUCCCCUGAUGAUGCAGACUUUGUUGAUGUGCUCCAUACUUACACAAGAGAAGCCCUUGGUAUAAGCAUUGGCAUCCAAAUGCCUGUAGGUCACAUUGAUCUAUAUCCUAAUGGUGGUGACUUUCAACCGGGAUGUGGGCUAAGUGAUGUCCUUGGCACAAUAGCAUCUGGUGGAAUCACUGAAGCAAUCAAAUGUGAGCACGAGAGAUCAGUACAGCUCUUUGUGGACUCUCUCCUAAAUCAAGAGCAGCAGAGUUUGGCUUAUCGAUGUACAGAUCCCAGUCGCUUUAAAAAGGGUGUCUGCCUCAGCUGCCGAAAGGCCAGGUGUAACAAAGUUGGCUAUAAUAUAAAUGUUAAAAGGAUGAAGCGAAACAGCAAAAUGUAUCUGAAAACACGUGCAGAUAUGCCAUUUAAAGUUUAUCACUACCAGAUAAAGAUGCAUAUCUUUAGCUUCGAUGAUGUGGCUGUUACAGAGCCAGUGUUCUCUGUUACCCUGUAUGGCACCAUGAAUGACUUGGAAAGAUUUCCUCUUGAGUUGUCCCCUUAUAUGGGCUUUAACUCUACCCACACUUUCCUUGUGUAUACAGAGGCAGAUAUUGGUGAUAUAAAAACAAUUAAACUGUCUUGGGAAGAAACUUCCAGUUCUUGGUCCUCUUUCUUGGCAAGUUACUGGAAUUACUGGUCAUCUGGUACUUCUAAGAGUGCAGAAAAAAAAGAUGUCAUGAUCAGGCGUAUCCGGGUAAAGUCUGGUGAAACGCAGAAAAAGUUUGCUUUUUGUGCCGAAAAGGAUUCGCAAAUUAUUUCUCCAGGCACUGAAGUCUCGUAUGUGAAAUGUGGAGAUGGAUGGGAUGUCAGACAUCAGAAAAGGAUACCUUCUUGAUCAAAACUUUUGUGACCAAUCUAAGAAGACCAGAGAACCCAGUUUCAUUUGAAGAUAUGCACUUUGUUAUGGGACGGUUGUGCUCCUAGGUUUCUGUUCUAGGAACAGUCAAUGUUUGAAUUCUCUUGUUUGUACGAGAUAGCACUUCUGCAUAUUUAACAUUUCUUUAUAGAAAUUAACAUCUUCAGAGAUCUGAAGAGAUUUUAUAUGGUAACCAUAUUUUACUGGCUUUUCCUUCCUGUAGAAGCCUCUGUACUUAUGUUGAAAAGGCUACUAUACUGUAUCUAGGAUGGUGAAGGUGAGACUUCAUGGUAUCUGAAUGUCAUUGGUAUGCGUUUGCAAUUGAAGGGCACUAAUGUUGAAGGCACACUUUAGCCUUAUGACUUUCACUGCAUAAUGGCACUUCACACCACUUAAUGGGGAGGGCUUGUAUUGGCAAGUUUUCUGUGGGGUGGGGAGGGCUUAUAUUGGCAAGUUUUCUGUGGGGGGGGGUGUUGUGCAGUCAUAACAUUUUGUAGCUGUUCUUAACUAUUCCAUACUCUAGCUUAACAAUUUAGUCCCUUAUCUAUCUGUUGAUAGAAAUCUUUGUGAAUGUUUGUAAAACUGCAUGUCUAAGUUGCAUAGAUGACCAAAUGAAGCAGGGAAAAGUUUACAUUGGUAAGUUUAUACUAUAGUGUGCAAGCAGCAUAGCAAAGGGGUUUACCACCUUCCCUUUGAACUAUGAACAUCUCUAUCUGCUUCAAAUUUUAUAUGGAUUACCAAUAUUUUGGUAUUGUAAAGUUCCCUUCUGUGUGGUACAUUCCUGCUGCAGACUUUGCAUGAUUUGUCAGAGAACUGGUUGCAAACUUUACCUUUGAGUAGCAGGGAGUUCUCAAUUCAGGUUAGGGCUCAUUCUGUGGACUGCAUGCUGCAAUUAACAGAUUUGCUUGUUACUACAUGUGCAGUCUAUGGAUAAAUGGUCCUGUUGCCAAGAAAGCCCUAUGCACUUAAUUUGUAUACUUUCCCUUUACCCAGUCCUUUUGGCAGGGACCUUCAGCAUAUGGUUUUGCUCUCUAGCACCAAUAUUGGCAGACUCAAUCUACCCUGCUCUGGAUUUGGGGUACAGUACUUUUGCAGGGGAAUCUUAAAUGCUUUCCAAGGGCAAAUGCUGUUUUGGUUCUUUGUGCACUUAUCUGUUACAAGAAACUGUUUAUAUGGUAUUGAUGGAUCACUGCCUAUUUAUGUCUAAAGUUUGUAUAUAAAGUUUUUAUAUUUAUUUUGUUUGUAAAAGCAAAUUUUGAUAACUUAAAUACAGUGCAUAAUGCCAAAAUAAAGAUUUAUGUAUGUC